Linepithema humile (Argentine ant) is the source of this 2158-nucleotide messenger RNA. Its product is annotated as glucose dehydrogenase [FAD, quinone]-like. Gene Ontology annotation, molecular function: oxidoreductase activity, acting on CH-OH group of donors; flavin adenine dinucleotide binding. Lineage: Eukaryota; Metazoa; Arthropoda; Insecta; Hymenoptera; Formicidae. The record is from RefSeq and is a predicted model, not a curated record.
AUCCACAUAAAUACUUCCUGUACUGCAUGCGAAGUAUUCAAAAGUCAAUCGUCCUUUCAACAUGUCGGACAGAGUAUUUCUAAGUAGAAUCAUUACAGUAUUUGCUGUAAUCGUACUGUUAAACGGGCAAGAAUUGCUGCAGAAUUCCGCAGAAAGAUGGAACUUAAGAGAUUUAAUACAACUAGGAAUCGACUCGUUCGAUUUCCUGCAGCAAAAUCAACAUUUUUUAAAUCAACAAAUACAAGAUACGACGCCACAAUCCGGAACCAUGUACGACUUCGUAAUAGUAGGUGGUGGCACAGCCGGUGCCACGAUAGCCGCGAGAUUGAGUGAAGUUUCUGAGGCAAAAGUGUUGUUAAUAGAAACUGGAUAUCACGAGAACCUUUUGAUGGACAUUCCAUUACCCGUUUACUUUUUGCAAUUGGACGACAACAUCAACUGGAAGUUUCGAACUAAACCGUCAAAAAAAUACUGUCUUGGCAUGAUCGAUAACAGCUGCAACUGGCCCAGAGGCAAGGUACUUGGCGGCAGCAGCGUGUUAAACUACAUGAUCGCCACUAGAGGCGGCGCCGAGGAUUACGAUCGCUGGGCUAAAAUGGGGAACGAAGGCUGGGCUUACAAGGAUGUUCUCAAAUACUUCAAAAAACUCGAAACGAUCGAUAUUCCAAAGCAGGAGUCGGAUAUUGCGUACCGCGGAACUAAAGGACCAGUGCACGUCUCUUCUUCGACAUACCGCACGCCGUUGGCGGGAGCAUUCUUACGUGCCGGCCAGGAGCUGGAAUAUCCGAUAGUGGAUUACAAUGGGAAGAACCUGAUCGGAUUCUCGCACCUACAAAGCACGAUCAUGAACGGCACUCGCAUGAGCAGCAAUAGAGCGUAUUUGCAACCAGUUCGCCAUCGCAAGAAUCUACAUGUGAGCCUUGAGAGUACGGCGAGUAAAGUGCUAAUCGACCGUCGCGCGAAUCGAGCGAUUGGCGUGGAAUUCACGAAACACGGUCAGCUUAUUUCCGUCUUUGCAAGCAAGGAAGUGAUUUUGUGCGCGGGUACCAUCAUGUCGCCUAAGCUGUUGAUGCUAUCCGGCAUCGGACCUUCCAAACAUCUCACUGAUCUCGGGAUCGAUGUUAUUUACGAUGCACCGUCUGUUGGUGAAAACUUAAUGGAUCAUGUAGCUUACGGCGGUCUGACGUGGUUGGUGAAGAAAGAAUUAACGGGUAUACGAUUUCAAGAUAUGAUAAAUCCCGCUAAUCGAUAUAUUUCAGAUUUUUUUAUGAAACGAUCGGGGCCACUUACAAUUCCGGGUGCGUGCGAAGCACUCGCGUUCAUCGACACGAAGCAGCCAAAAGAACGCAGUGGCUUACCGGAUAUUGAAUUCAUGUUUUUUAGCGGUAUAUUUAAAGGUGAUUUUGUUGUGCCUGUUGUAAUGGGUUUGAAUAAUAAAGUGUACGAUAUAUGGCGUAAAUACAUUGGUAAACAUGGUUGGUCCAUAUUACCGAUGUUGUUGAAACCGAAAAGUCGUGGACGGAUAAGAUUGCUAGCUAAUGACAUCAAUGUUAAGCCGGAGAUCACGCCAAAUUACUUCGACGAUCCCGAGGACGUCGAAACGAUGAUUGCCGGUAUUAGGAAUGCGAUAAGCGUCGGUCAGACAGAGGCGAUGCAGGCGUUCGGUUCGGAAUUAUUAAACGACACUCUUCCGGGAUGCGAGAAGUACGAAUACGAUUCUUACGCUUACUGGGAGUGUGCGGUGAGAACAUUGUCGUGCACAAUCUAUCACUACUCCGGGACUUGUAAAAUGGGGCCACGAGGAGACGCCACUGCUGUUGUCGAUCCGAAAUUAAAGGUGAUCGGUGUUCAAGGACUGAGGAUAGCAGACGCAUCUAUCAUACCCGAGAUUAUAUCGGGGCACCCAAAUUUACCCGUUUUUAUGAUCGCCGAGAAAGCGGCAGAUAUGAUCAAGGAAGAAUGGGGAUAUUUAAAGAAAUGACAAUCUUGAUGUUUCACAAAAUAAAAUUCACCUGUUUUUUUCAUUAAUUUUUGAAGUUAGAUAUAAAUAUUAUUAUAUAAGUGCGAUUUAGUUGCAAACCUUGAAAUACAAUGCAGAAAUAUUGUUAAACUGAGAAAUUUACAGCUGAAACUUGAACGUUUAGAAAUAAAAUUUUUU